AUGUGUCGCCAAUAUUUCACCUUGUAUGAAUGGUGUCAUUGCGAAGAAGAUGCUGGUCAAAGUGUUUGCGCCGGUCAACGCCGCAACAGUUGUCCGGGAGUGAGCUUUGAAACAGUGCAUAUGCAUUGCUUUUGCAACACCCACGCUACUCGAGGAUUCAAGUCCGAGAAGAAGACCGUUAAGGAAGCAGAGAAGAAACGUCGCCGAUCCCAGGAUUCUCUCGAUGAGAAGUCUUCUUUCGGCCGUCGCUGGUAUCAGUGGUAUCAAUGGCGCGGUCUGUGGUCUCGGUAA
This is a messenger RNA of Penicillium angulare, 291 nucleotides long. RefSeq lists its product as uncharacterized. Lineage: Eukaryota; Fungi; Ascomycota; Eurotiomycetes; Eurotiales; Aspergillaceae. The record is from RefSeq and is a predicted model, not a curated record. The transcript has a single exon. Bases 1 to 291 code for a protein of 96 amino acids.